CGCGGCAGGAAAGCCAGAGCGGCGCAAAGCGCACGCCGAUCCUCUGAGCUCUACAAGUCGCUCAAGAAACGAAACUUGCUCCAGGGCGCGGCCGCCCGGCUCCGAGGCAUUUUAACGGAAGAAAGAGGGUGCCGCAGCCGCGGUGGGUGGGGACAGGCAAACCGGGUAGGAGCUUCUUCCUGUUCUGCCUCGUUUCCUUUAGCGAGGAAGGGCUGAAGUCGCCCUUUGCCUGGCCGGCGGGGAUGUCAUUUCGUGUGACCGGCAGAUGGAUACCUGUUGCACAGGUGCGAAACGAUGAAAGCCGCCAAGAAGCCGGACCAGGAGCCGGUUGCAUCUCCCCCUGCCCCGUCCUCGCUGCCCAAGCUGCUCUCCGCCCUUUUCUAUGGGACCUGCUCUUUCGUGAUCGUUCUCGUAAACAAGACAGUGCUGACAGUGUACAGAUUCCCAUCUCCAAUGUUUCUAGGAGUAGGACAGAUGGUAACCACUAUUCUCAUCUUAUAUGUGUCAAAAUUAAAUAAAAUCAUUCAUUUUCCUGAUCUUGACAAAAGCAUCCCUAAAAAGUUGUUUCCACUUCCUCUGAUUUAUAUUGGAAAUCAUAUAAGUGGAUUAUCAAGCAUAGGCAAGCUAAGUUUGCCAAUGUUUACAGUCCUGAGGAAGUUUUCCAUUCCUCUUACAUUACUGCUGGAAAUUAUUAUUCUUGGGAAACGCUUUCCGUUGGGCAUUAUAAUCAGUGUGUUUGCAAUCAUUUUGGGGGCCUUAAUAGCAGCAGGAUCAGAUUUAGCUUUCAACUUGGAAGGCUAUGUUUCUGUUUUGCUGAAUGAUGUCUUCACAGCAGCAAAUGGUGUUUAUACCAAACAAAAAAUUGAUCCUCAGGAGCUGGGAAGAUAUGGAGUAAUUUUUUAUAAUGCCUGCUUUAUGAUAAUUCCUACAGUUCUCAUCAGUUUUUUCACUGGAGAUUUCCAGGAGGCCAUGAAUUUCCAGCAGUGGACAAAUGUUUUAUUUGUCUUUCAGUUUCUUCUUUCUUGUGUCCUGGGGUUUCUUCUGAUGUAUUCUACAGUUCUCUGCAGCCAUUAUAAUUCUGCUCUAACAACUGCAGUAGUUGGUGCUAUAAAAAAUGUGUCUGUUGCUUAUAUUGGCAUGCUGUUUGGUGGAGAUUACAUGUUUAAUAUAUUGAACUUCAUUGGACUCAAUAUCAGCAUGGCAGGAGGGCUGAGAUAUUCAUUCUUAGCAAUACGGGGACAGGACAAUCCUGACUGUCCCUCCAUAGAUGAAGAAAAAGCAACUCCAGGUUCCAAGAGCUUACUGAAGCAGACAACAUGAAAAACUCUAAAGAUGCCAACUUAGGCAAAGAUAUUUUUCUUGGACAGAAGAUGAUAAUUGAAACAUAUAAAAAUACACCUGAAAAUACACUUGCUAUAUUAAAGCAAUCUUCAACGUACACAAAAUAGUUUGCAAGCUUUUGAGUUUCCAAGAGUUGUUCAUGAUUAAAAAUCCAAAAAAGAAUAUUAAGGAGCAUAUAAAAUGCGACCUUUGUUUAGGCCAGGGGUCAGCAACCCGUGGCUCUGGAGCCGCAUGUGGCUCUUUCAUCCCUUUGCUGUGGCUCCCUGUCGCUCAAAAUAUGUGUCACAACUGCCAGUGUGUGACACUCGCCGGCACACAAUUUAUUGAGCUUUUCGACCCCCGGUAAGCCAACCAUGGAUAAAUCCAAGAAAAGAAAAGUUUCAGAAGAAAACAGAAUCUUUAAUUCAACUACAUAUGCUAGUUUUGUGGCCGCUCAGGAAAUAGUCAGGCACAGGAAGAGUUUUGUGGCUCCCGGUGUUUUCUUUUCUGUUAAUAAUGGGUCCAAAGUCUCUCCGACCCCCUGGUUUAGGCUAUGUCUGCACCAGGCUUCAAAUGGUGUAAUUUUUUUUUUUUUUUUUGGCAGACAUUCAAAAGGAUUCUGUCUGGUACAAAAGUAGCAUUAAUUAACCUGUACCAAAAAUUUGCUAGGAAGUAGAAAAGAACAAAUAUUCAUUGGUCUCCCUUUUUGAAAUUCGGUAGUAAAGCUAGCAGCUAAAGUCAAAAAUAAAAACAGCAGACUCCUGACGUUUUUUGGGAAUCUGCAGCUUGUAAUCACCAAAACACACAACUAACGCCAAGAAAAAAAAACCACAAGGGUUUUCCCCUUAGUGAACAUUUACCCAUAUUCUAAUUUGAAGUAGAAGGACAAAAGGUCAGAACAGCUACAUUUUAAUAACUAUAGACCAGGGCUGUCAAACUCCCGGCCCACUGGCCGGAUGAAUCAUGUGCUGGCCACACCCAUGCCUGGUUUGACAAAGGGGAAAAAACUCCCAAUACGUCACAUGAUACCACCGUGAUGAUGUGAGUUUGGCAGUCCUGCUAUAGACAAACACUUAACUUGGAUUGCAACCAACAGCUGCAAUCACUCACAACCCUCUCCAGUUUAUAUUUGGUUUCUGUUAGUUUUUAUUUCUUUAGGGACUAUUUGACAUUAUUCUUCUUUUAAUAUCCAUUUUUAGAGAUACCAAAAAUUGCCAUUCAUACAGUGAAGUGAUUCUCUGAAAAAUAUUUUGUCUAAGCUGGAACUAGUUAUUACAUUCUCAUCAUUCCUUAUGGAAAUAGAACAUUUAGGUUUAAUAGAUUUAUGGUUCUAGAUCUGAUCUCUGUUACAAAGUACUCAGACAUGGUGAGGUUCCAUGAGAGUUUCUUCUGGGGAAAUUUUGGAAAAUAUUUCCUCUUAUAUUUAAUUUCACUGCCCUUAUUCUACACUUCAGGAUUACAGAUAUAGAUGCAGUCUAAACAACUUAAACAUAUUGAAAUGUUUUCAUUAGUGACCUAAGGCAAUCAAGAAAAUCACUUUAUACUUAAUAAAUACAUAAAUUUAGCAUGCAUGAACCAGAGAAAAGAAACAUAAUUGAAUAUGAAAGCAUUGCUAAUUGUUUAAAUUAGAAGACGGAUGUGACUUGCUUAACUCAUGGAAGUAAGAUUUGUUUAUGGCAUGUAAAUAUUUACAAGGACCAAAAUGAUAAAUGAAAGAAACUGAA
This is a messenger RNA of Pantherophis guttatus, 3044 nucleotides long. It is a transcript of the gene SLC35D2, whose product is annotated as solute carrier family 35 member D2. Lineage: Eukaryota; Metazoa; Chordata; Lepidosauria; Squamata; Colubridae. The record is from RefSeq and is a predicted model, not a curated record.